AAAGAUCCGCAUAUUUCCGAUGUCUCAGACGACGAUUUCAGUAACGGAGGAAAUAUUUCGCAAACAAAUGAGCUUAACGAUGAAGAAGAAGUGCCUUCAGGACUUGACAACAUUGCAGUUCCCUUUGAGUAUUUUACAAAGUUUUUUCAUUUGAUCUAAUGGAUUAAAUAGUCUGUCAGACAAGUCUUUAUAGUACUCAGCAACUUGGGCAAUGUAUUGAUACAAAUCCGUCAGAAAUAACGGAUUUUCUAUAUAUACUCUUGAUUAUGGGUGUAAUAAAACUUCCUGCCAUAGAAGAUUUUUGGGCAGCUAGUAUAAGAGUAGAU
Molecule: messenger RNA, 326 nt
Organism: Acanthoscelides obtectus
Lineage: Eukaryota; Metazoa; Arthropoda; Insecta; Coleoptera; Chrysomelidae
Source: the annotation of a GenBank genome assembly